Hyposmocoma kahamanoa is the source of this 1337-nucleotide messenger RNA. Its product is annotated as circadian clock-controlled protein-like. Bases 1 to 729 code for a protein of 242 amino acids. NCBI's taxonomy places the organism in Eukaryota, Metazoa, Arthropoda, Insecta, Lepidoptera, Cosmopterigidae. The transcript is spliced from 5 exons. The record is from RefSeq and is a predicted model, not a curated record.
AUGGCUCAGUUCAAAAUAAUAAGUUUAUUCUGCCUCGCCCUAUGUGCCAAUGGGGCACAAUUGCCGUCAUUUCUAACACCGUGUUCUCAAAGUUUGCCAGUAGAAGAGUUGUCAAAUUGCAUCACAGCACAAGCCCGAAAUUCUCAAAAGGUCUUCGCCAAGGGUAUACCCCAGUUAACAGACCCUCUGGAUCCGUUGACCUUGAACAAUGUGAGCGCUGUAGCUGGCACAUUCAGUAUUAAGAGUACCAAUGUCAUUGUAAAGGGGUUGAGAAAAAUGGAAAUUAAAGAAAUGAGGUAUGACCUGCAAAAACUGUCUGGGCAUACGAAGGUUUUCGGAAACCUCUCAUUUACGAGUGACUAUGAAACUGAAGGAAGGGUGCUCUUGCUACCCAUUACUGGUAGUGGAAAACUUGCUGUGAAAAUGUAUAACACAGAUGUGCUGAUCAAAUUCAAGAUCAGGAAAGUUCAAGGACCUGAUGGCGCCGAACACAUGGAGACUUACGACUUAAAAACCAGCCAACAGUAUGGAAACGUCAAGAUACAUAUGUCCAAUAUUCUGGGAGGAAAUGCUAUCGGCGACGGUAUCAACCAUGUGUUAAACGAAAACUGGCGAGAUCUGAUGACGGAGGUUGGACCCCCCUUCAUAGAAGCAGUGUCUGCGAAAGUCCAUGAUGUCAUCAACCAGUUGUACAAACAAGUGCCUAUAAAUGAGUUGUUUACGCCUUAAGUUAGUAUUAAAUAAGUAGUUGUAGCUCUAGGUAAACUGUAGGCUGAUUGUUUUAAAGUCAAGUAAUCUAUCAACCUAAGAUAUAACAGUAAAAAUGUCCGUGUAUCAUUGACACUAUUGCACGUAGUACGUUAACUGUUGUGAGAGUACCAUAGAUUACUUAAUAGUUACUACGUAACAAAUACACCACUCUCAUACAAAAUCGAAAACAACUACGCUGUAAUAGCCUACUAAAUCUGACAAAUGGCACCAGGCACUCACUACGAGAAAAAAUGUCCUAAACAGGCGUUUAUAGAUGUGAAAAUAACGUUGCCCGCCGUGUGCAGUCGUGAGGAGUCGAAUGCUCUUAAAUGAAAGUCUUGUAUGAGCGCUUGCACCGACGUCGCCGCACUCAGCGAUAGGCACUGUAUCGCGUAAUCUUGAGCGAGUGAAGAAGCCCUGGUAGCAUUCACAUAAGAUAAGAGAGCAUCUAAAGCAAGAUAAUAGAGUAGUUAACAGAUGGUCUUUUAAAAUUUCGCAUUACAUUACGCUUAAUUUAAAAAAAAACUAUGAUUUAUUACACCAAAACAUAAUAAAUUUAUUUAUAAUCAAAACUGUAAAACCCGCAC